AUGUCAGAAUAUUCUUCUCAUACAGUAGCCCAAUUAAAGGAUAUAUUGAAGUCAAAGGGCUUAUCAACAGAUGGGAAAAAAGCAGAUCUCGUUGAAAGAUUAGUUGAAAAUGACAAUAACUUAGCUAACGAGAAGGAAGAACAACCUGUCGAAGAAGAGAAGAAAUCUGAGCCAAGUGGCGAGAAAGAAGCUGAAGAGGAAGCUACUUUGACAGUCAAGCAGCCUGAGGAAAAGGAAAACGAGAAGCCGAAGGAAAAACCUGAACCUAAAGUAUUGGGCCCUGAAGAGAGAAAGCAAUUGGCAGUGGACUUGUUGACUAAAAAAAUCCAACGGGCACAGAAGUUUGGCGAUGAAGCAGCUGCUGAGGCUGCAAGGAAAGAUUUGGUCAGAAUAGAGAAAUUUGGAGUUGAGCCAGGUACAGCAGUGGCCAAAGAAAUUGGUUUAGUUGAUAAAAGCUUUAAUAAAGGACUUAAAUCUUACGGUAGCAACAAGAAUUACAAAAAGAAUUUCAAAAGACCAUUCAAAUCUUACGGUAAGAAGUUCAAUGGUAAACAUAAAUACUAG
Messenger RNA from Priceomyces carsonii, 564 nucleotides. RefSeq lists its product as uncharacterized. NCBI's taxonomy places the organism in Eukaryota, Fungi, Ascomycota, Pichiomycetes, Serinales, Debaryomycetaceae. The coding region runs from base 1 to 564 and encodes 187 amino acids. Gene Ontology annotation, biological process: poly(A)+ mRNA export from nucleus. Gene Ontology annotation, cellular component: nucleus. The transcript has a single exon. The record is from RefSeq and is a predicted model, not a curated record.